GAUUACUCACAGCAAAAGUGUCUCUGCCUUUAUCUUAUCUUUCACCCUUUCUCACCAAGAGUUGCGAGUGUUUUCCUUGGUUAUAGUCGUUAGUUUAUGUCAAAGGAUAUGUUGCACACAUAGACCCUCCUAUUUUCCCACCUUCAAUCAGGUAGGAGUUCUUAGCGCUACCCACAGACAUAGUACCCGCCAUGAGCUUUUCAUCACGUGCUCUUGCUGGGCCUCCCUCUAGUGGUAGAUUAUUAUAGUUUUGUUUUGCACAUAUACACAUGAAACGAUAAACUUGACCGCGAGUUGUGGUUGAAAUGGGGUAUGUAUGGUGGAUGGAAGUCCUCUGUAAGAUUGGAUGGCUGGCAUUAGUGUAAAUUUACUUUUUUUCCUGUGUACUACUGUAUUUUCUAUUAUCAUGUUUCUUUUAUUUUUGAAAUGCGGGUUAUGCAUGUAAAGGUGUUCAUCUUUUUCCCCAUUGGACUCUCUAUUAUGACCACCCAGUGUAGAAGUGAGAAGCGUUAGGAAGUAAAAACACAAAGACAUAGAUGUUUUUUGAAAAGCUAGCCGCAUUUGACGAUUUAGAUAUCACCUCGACGGCCUUCCGCGCCACCGUUUCCGAGGAGGAACCUUUUAAUUUCGCGGCGUAUGCUUCUCAGGAUAUUCACGCUUCGGUGCGCAUCACCCAUCUCUAUUAUACCCCUCCCAGUUCUUUAAAGGAUCUACGCGAGUAUUACGACAAACGCCCGGGGACUCGUGAAGCCAACCGCGAGGUGGUCGCGUUCCUGCAGCAACUGGAGGAGGGGCAAACGACGCCGUGCUCCUCCUCCACCCCUUUAGCUCAGCCACCGCCCGUGCUAUCGGUCGUUGCGAAGGUGCGUAGCCUAACCGCGAACAACCAGGUCGCGUCUUUCGUGAUCGCGUGCUUUCCAUUCGAUUUGAAUCGUCUGACGCGCAUCCCAUCCCUGCCGGCGUCGGCUGCUUCGUCUUCGGAAAAACCGAAAUCGCCGUCUUUGGCGGUUCUUCCUGGCAUCCCCGUCGUCCCCAGUGAUGUGGUGGGGUGUCUGAACAUCCGGCUUGACGUCGAUGGCUCCGUAGGGUUCGAAGUGGAGGGCCCUGGGCGGGUGACGUUCUUUGGGGAGCAGUCCUCUGCGCUUAUCCCGGAGUGGAUGAAUCAUCACAUGUUUUCGGUCGGGAAGGAUGACGAGGAGAUGCCGGAGGAUGACAGCGAUGACGGGUUCGAUGAGAUGUACCGCGCAGUGAUAUUCUAA
Molecule: messenger RNA, 1259 nt
Organism: Phytomonas sp. EM1
Lineage: Eukaryota; Euglenozoa; Kinetoplastea; Trypanosomatida; Trypanosomatidae
Source: the annotation of a GenBank genome assembly